This is a messenger RNA of Folsomia candida, 1658 nucleotides long. RefSeq names its product multiple epidermal growth factor-like domains protein 10. The record is from RefSeq and is a predicted model, not a curated record. Lineage: Eukaryota; Metazoa; Arthropoda; Collembola; Entomobryomorpha; Isotomidae. Bases 81 to 1499 code for a protein of 472 amino acids. The transcript has 2 exons.
AUGAUUUUAGUAUGAAUUUGGAUGGACUAGAUUUAAGUAGUUCCCGUUUUGACAUUCAAAUUAAAGUUUAAAAAUUUAUAAUGUCUCUAAACCGUAUUUUAAUCACAGUUUUUGUAAUCAUUGCAACGGCAAAUUUUUGCAUUUCUUACAAUGGAAGAGGUCAAACAAGAAGCUUAUUUGGAGAACGUUGCAACAAAACUCAGCGCUGCAAAAGCCAAUCUUGGUUAGUUUGUGACACCUACGACGGGAAUGUCUGUCGAUGUACGAGACCCGAUGAAAUGGUGUACGAACCUGCCAAAGAAAAAUGUGUAGCUCUGAUUGGGGAAAAGUGUAUGCUUGACUUUGACCAAGAGGAAUAUGGUUAUGCGACUGUGAGAUCAGAAAGGGUGGAGUGUGUUACUCAGGGAGAAUGUGACUCAGCAACUCGUCUAUGCAAAUGCCCCAGCGAAUAUUACCCCGACCCCGAUGGCACUGCUUGUUACAGACUCAAGAUGUACAAAUCUCCAUGCGAAAAUACGUACGAAUGCAGUGAAAAUUUUGUAUGUAAUAAUGGCACCUGUUCAUGCAAUUCUGACACGGAAGUCUACAAUGAAGAAUCUUUUGGUACCUACGUCUCCAACCGUGGUCACGUUUAUGUCCCAAGAAAUCGGUGCAUUAAGAAAGUUGGAGAAAUCUGUGCAGAUCAUCACUAUGAAUCAUCAUCGCUAAAAUAUUGUGUCCGGAAUGCGAAAUGUAGCGGAACUUGUAUUUGUGCCGAUGGAUAUUCACGAACAUCAUCAAACAUUUGUGGUAUUGGUCACGGGGCCAGUUGCACCGAUCGUCAGUCAACUUGCAGCGAUGUUCUUCAAUGUUCUGAUGGUGUGUGCAAAUGUCCAAACCCAGAUUUCGAGACGUACGACUCCACAGUGCAGUUGUGCAGGACGAAUUUGAGGGAACAUUGUGAUGAGAAUAAGACCUACUCCUGUGUCCAGGGGGCGGAGUGCAUGUAUGACCAGGAUCAGGACGAUUUCCACUGUAACUGUGAAGAGGGUUCUGUCCAAGUCGACGCAACGACUUGCCAAAAAGAGUAUGGACAAUCGUGCCAAUAUGGUUCUUCUGAACCCCAGUCUCGUUGUGACUCCAUUUCUAAUUUGGUUUGCAAAAUGGGAAAGUGUCAAUGCAAAAAUUCUGCCGAUAUUUACGAACCAGAACGAGGACAAUGUUCAACUCCUGUUGGAUUCUCUUGCGAAGAGCAUACAAAAGGAGAGCAUACAAAAUGUGUUCGGAAUGCGUACUGUACGAAAUCAUUUCCAACUGACCGUGGAGAUUUCGGAGGACGCUGCAAGUGCUUGGAUGGGUUUGAAAAGACACAAAAUCGCACCUGCAUUAAACCAUCAACAACUUUCCCAAUUUUAUCUCCAACUCUGCAGACAACGUUUCAACCGGAUGUCAAAGUCGGGAAAGAUAUCGAGGUAGCACCAACAACGCAAGAAAAUCUGAAAGAUGAACCAACCGUUUAAAAAAUUAAAAACUAUCCAGUGCUAUGAUUUAAAUAUGUAGAUGUUCAAUUUUCAAUUUUCAAUUUCAUUUGAAAACUAUUGAGUUAUUUAAUAAAAUAAUUGUAUACUAAAAUUUAACCAACAUGGCAAAAAUAUCAGUCAUUGAAAAAUUUUCCAAAA